Molecule: messenger RNA, 1108 nt
Organism: Macrosteles quadrilineatus (aster leafhopper)
Lineage: Eukaryota; Metazoa; Arthropoda; Insecta; Hemiptera; Cicadellidae
Product: epidermal retinol dehydrogenase 2-like
Exons: 8
Coding region: 1-876 (291 amino acids)
Cellular component (GO): lipid droplet
Molecular function (GO): oxidoreductase activity, acting on the CH-OH group of donors, NAD or NADP as acceptor
Source: RefSeq, a predicted model, not a curated record
AUGUCAAUUUUGUUAGUGCCAAACAUUUUAAGUGCAUUUGUACGGAAGAUUUUUCCACCUAAAAGCAAACGGCUUGAUGGAUUAGUCGUAUUGGUGACUAGUGCUGGUAGUGGCCUGGGGAGAGAGUUGGCCCUCGGGUUUGCCCACCACGGAGCCUCGGUGGCCUGUGUGGACGCUGACAAGAGAGCGGCGUUGGAAACAGCUGAGGAGAUUGUCAGAGACGGUGAGAGGGCUAAGGCAUACCAUACGGAUGUGAGGAGCCCAGAGCAGGUUGCCAAGCUGAGUGAGGCGGUGGCUAGGGACCUUGGUCUUUUGGACAUCCUUGUUGUCUACCACACGUCCUUCGUCUCACAAGCUGUGGAGGACACUUUGGACUCAACUGCCAGGACAUUGGUCGAAGACAACUUUCUCAGCCAUGUCUGGAUGGUGAGAGAGUUCCUGCCCCGCAUGAAGCAGCGAGGUGCGGGUCAUAUAGUAUCAGUGACAUCACUAGCAGGGCAGGCUGGCUUGGCGGGGGCUGCUGUAUACUCUGGUACCUGCUGGGCUGUCAAUGGUUUUAUGGAAAGUGUGAAAACGGAAGUUCUCUUGGAAGGGCAUGAUAACAUACAAUUCACAAUAGUGAAUGCAGCUGUUAUGGAUACUUCACUAUCAAAAAACUACUCACUAAAUGCAAUACAGAGGUUAGGUACUAGGUUGCCAGAGGUGGUUGCUGCCUACGUCAUCUCUGGAGUGAGAAGAAACCUAGUAUAUGUCAACAUACCUGAGCAGAUAUACUGGAUGUGUAUCUUGGCCAAACUUCUUCCAACUACAGUAGUUGACUGGGCACAUAAACUUUUUGGUAUGGAACCCAAACCAAGCAGCACCAAGACUCUGUAGAAGAUACGGACAGGAAAUUUCACUACAGAAGCCUUUCACUCAUAGCUCACCUAUAUUCUAAUAUAUAAAAGUGAGAUGGUGAGAUAGGGUUAGCAGAAACAUAAUUAUCGUGGUGAAGUUAAACUUUGUUUUUUAACCCUUUCGACUCUCAUUUUAGGGCUACGCAAACCAUGCCCUAGGUUUAAUAUAUUAUGCAGAGAUCAUUAAGCUUACUUGUAUUUAAACUUCAAAU